This is a messenger RNA of Austrofundulus limnaeus, 2444 nucleotides long. RefSeq names its product family with sequence similarity 78 member Ba (gene fam78ba). Bases 699 to 1670 code for a protein of 323 amino acids. The record is from RefSeq and is a predicted model, not a curated record. Lineage: Eukaryota; Metazoa; Chordata; Actinopteri; Cyprinodontiformes; Rivulidae. The transcript has 3 exons.
GCAUCAGCACCUCCACACCGAAGCAGGCGAGAAGCCGCUGGAAGAGGAUGCUCUCCGGCAUGUUCCGCUCGGCAGCUCGAGGACCCACAGCCUGACGAUGCUGCGGCUAACCGUGAGACCGACGGCGUGCUUUUAUCACGUUCAUUCUGCCCCGCUGCGUCCAUUCAUCAUGCACCAUUCAUGCGCCUCCACGAAUGGAAGCCCGCCUCGAGGAAAGCAUUAAAAUAGCGCAGUUAGCUCGCCUGCACCGCGCGCGUUCUCGCAUGUUUUUCAUGUAGGUCGGAGGGAUGAAGACCCCGGUUGCGUCUUUCGAGGGCGCCGCGUGAACGUUGGGCUGAAAACACGAGCGAGCCAAGCGAACAAAAGGCAUCCUAGCCCUCCUCCUCUGACGCACCUGGCUGCCCUGUCGCCACCUGACAUGACAGCGCAGAGCCGGGAGCAGGGCAGCAGGAUUAAGGGGCACCGACGUGCGGCCGGACGUGCGGACUCGACACGGAGCAGAGGACGUCUGGCGGAGAGGCAGCAGCAGCCCAGGGGAGGCCGGAUUGCAGUUUCUGCGGACGAGCGCCAAGGGCAGUGCGGCAGUCAGCAGUCAGACCGGGGGGAGGAGGCUGCAGAKAUCUGUGAUAUACUCCCCCCUAACUCCAGUCUCCACACCAUCCUGAACAUAUGAUGGUGGAUGUUCCUAUGCUCCAUUUAUGGUGACUGUGGCAUCCCCCAAUCCACCUCUCAACUUUUUCCAACCAAUCAGUGAUGAUGAUGUGCAGUUAAAGGUAAGGUUUGCUCUCCGGGCAACGGGUGGAGCCCUGAGGGGACCGAUGAGCAUACUGGCCAGGUAUCACUCCCUCCCGUCUUCUCUGGUUCUGCUCCUCCUGCUUGGCACUAUGGGCUGUAUUCAGAGCAUCGCCUGCAAGCCCCGCAUCCGACGGGAGAACAUUGUGGUGUAUGAGGUGUCCGCCUCCAUCGACCAGUGUCCCACCAUCAUCGAGGAGAACUCACCCAUCGUGCUCCGUUACAAGACACCAUACUUCAGGGCCUCAGCGGGAGUUGUGAUGCCACCGGUGCCCCGCAAUGAAACCUGGGUGGUGGGCUGGAUCCAGGCCUGUACCCAGAUGGAGUUCUACAACACAUAUGGUGACAUUGGCAUGUCCAGCUGGGAGUUGCCAGAGCUCCGAGAGGGUCGGGUAAAGGCCAUCAGCGACUCAGAUGGUGUCAGCUACCCCUGGUACGGCAACACAACGGAGACGGUGACCCUCACCGGCCCUACGUCCAAACCGUCCCGCCUGACAGUUAGCAUGAAUGAUAACUUCUAUCCCAGUGUGACCUGGGCAGUCCCCAUCAGCAACAGCAACACACCCAUGCUGACCCACAUCACCAGAGACCAGAGUUUCAUCACCUGGUUGGUGGCCAUGAACUCCGUCACCAAGGAGCGUAUUGUGUUGCAGACAGUUCGGUGGCGGAUGCGGGUCGACAUCGCCGUGGAUCCAGACAUGCCUCUGGGCUCUCGAGCAUCACUGGUGGGCCGACCCUACCAGGAGCAGCCGCACAUCCUCAACUACCAGGAGCCAAUCCCCCCCAACGCACUCGGAAGGCCGAACGCCAACGACGCUCAAGUGCUGAUGUGGAGGCCACGGAGAGGGGCACCGCUUGUGGUCAUACCGCCAAAAUAAUAGUCUUUAUAUAUAGGUGCUCCCUUCAGCAGGAAAAAAAAAGUUGUGAAGCCUGAUGGUUUUCAUGUGGCUCCUGUUACAAAAAGCCAAAGUGGAAGUGACAUCCAGGAUCUGAAACACCACGUCAAUAAAUAAAUAAAGAAAACCACAAACCUACAACUGGCUGUCGUUAAGAACCUUGGAGGCAUCGAGGAUCAAGAAGUUCUGAACUGCCCGAUGAGCUUUGCCUGCAUUUUAGCAAAGAACAUACAGUUUUUACACAAACUACAGAAGUAUUCCCCUCCAAGAAGAACUGCAUCCUGUGUCCUUCCGUAGACCUUUUUGCAUGAGAAUGAAUAGACUGAAAGUCCUUGACAAAGAUUAAGAGUAUCACUUGUUUUAUAAAACUUCUUACCUGAAGACAUAUUGACGAGGAAAAAAUACUGCAGGCUUGUUUAACCUCGUCUGUGCCAACAAAGGCCUUUUCAGCACACCGGCACCGGUGGUAAAGGAUGUAAUCAGAUCCUUUCAUAGACACUAUUAUACAAGUCUUUUUUUAGGUUAAGAUUAAACGCGUACAUCAGAUUGUAUUAAAAGCACCCACUUGGCACAAAGUCUGGAAGAGGAAACAAUAUUGUUGCAGUUUUUACUGGAGUUUUGCCAUAGACACCAAACUUAUAUUUUCAGCACACGGGCCUCUUGUGCAGCCAGUAUUGUAUUCAAAUGGGUGACCAACCAUCAGAGAGAUGAGCUGGACCUCUUUCUGCAUUAAAUAAAACAUGUCAGACAAGCUUA